Molecule: messenger RNA, 2506 nt
Organism: Molossus molossus (Pallas's mastiff bat)
Lineage: Eukaryota; Metazoa; Chordata; Mammalia; Chiroptera; Molossidae
Gene: PDXDC1
Product: pyridoxal dependent decarboxylase domain containing 1
Exons: 24
Coding region: 107-2506 (799 amino acids)
Biological process (GO): carboxylic acid metabolic process
Cellular component (GO): intracellular membrane-bounded organelle
Molecular function (GO): pyridoxal phosphate binding; carbon-carbon lyase activity
Source: RefSeq, a predicted model, not a curated record
GCGGGGACGUCAGCGCUGCCAGCGUGGAAACGGCGGCGGAGCACGGGAGGCGGAAGUAGCACCUGGGACCGCGAGCCUCCAUCGGGCUCCGCCGGCCGCCUCCACCAUGGAUGCGCCCCUGGAGAAGAUAGCAGACCCUACAUUAGCCAAAAUGGGGAAAAACUUGAAGGAGGCUAUGAAGAUGCUAGAGGACAGUCAGAGAAGAACAGAGGAGGAAAAUGGAAAGAAGCUCCUAUCAGGGGAUAUUCCAGGGCCACUCCAAGGCAGUGGACAAGAUAUGGUGAGCAUUCUCCAGUUAGUUCAGAAUCUGAUGCAUGGAGAUGAAGAUGAGGAACCCCAGAGUGCCCGAAUCCAGAAUAUUGGAGAACAAGGUCAUAUAGCUUUGUUGGGACAUAGUCUGGGAGCUUACAUUUCAACUCUGAACAAAGAGAAGCUGAGAAAACUUACAACUAGGAUACUUUCAGACACUACCUUAUGGCUGUGCAGAAUUUUCAGGUAUGAAAAUGGCUGUGCUUAUUUCCAUGAAGAAGAAAGAGAAGGACUUGCAAAGAUCUGUAGGCUUGCCAUUCAUUCUCGUUAUGAAGACUUUGUGGUGGAUGGAUUCAAUGUGUUAUAUAACAAGAAACCUGUUAUAUAUCUUAGUGCUGCUGCUAGGCCUGGCCUGGGCCAGUACCUUUGUAAUCAGCUCGGUUUGCCCUUCCCCUGCUUGUCUCGUGUGCCCUGUAACACUAUGUUUGGAUCCCAGCAUCAGAUGGAUGUUGCCCUCCUAGAAAAACUGAUUAAAGAUGAUAUAGAACGAGGAAAACUGCCUCUAUUGCUUGUUGCAAAUGCUGGAACUGCAGCAGUAGGACACACAGAUAAAAUAGGGCGUUUGAAAGAACUCUGUGAGCAGUAUGGCAUAUGGCUUCAUGUGGAGGGUGUGAAUCUGGCAACGUUGGCUCUAGGUUAUGUCUCUUCGUCAGUGCUGGCUGCAACCAAAUGUGAUAGCAUGACACUAACUCCAGGCCCGUGGCUGGGUUUGCCAGCUGUUCCUGCAGUCACCCUUUAUAAACACGACGACCCUGCCUUGACUUUAGUUGCCGGUCUCACAUCAAAUAAGCCAGCAGACAAACUUCGUGCCCUGCCACUGUGGUUGUCUUUACAAUACUUGGGACUUGAUGGGAUUGUGGAGAGGAUUAAGCAUGCCUGCCAACUGAGUCAACGGUUGCAAGAAAGUUUGAAGAAAGUGAACCACAUCAAAAUCUUGGUGGAAGAUGAGCUCAGUUCUCCAGUAGUAGUGUUCAGGUUUUUCCAGGAAUUACCAGGCUCAGAUCCAGUGUGUAAAGCUGUCCCAGCACCCAACAUGGCACCUUCAGCAGUCGGCCGGGAGAGACACUCCUGUGAUGCACUGAAUCGCUGGCUGGGAGAACAGCUGAAACAGCUGGUCCCUGCGAGUGGCCUCACUGUCAUGGAUCUGGAAGCGGAGGGCGUGUGCGUGAGAUUCAGCCCUUUGAUGACAGCAGCAGUUUUAGGAACUCAGGGAGAGGACGUGGAUCAGCUCGUAGCCUGUAUACAAAGCAGGCUGCCGGUCCUGACCUGCACACUACAGCUUCGAGAGGAGUUCAAGCAGGAAGUGACAGGAACAGCCGGCCUCUUACACGUUGAUGACCCUAACUGGCCUGGAAUAGGGGUUGUCAGGUAUGAACAUGCUAAUGAUGAUAAGAACAGUUUGAAAUUGGAUCCAGAAGGGGAAAAAAUCCACACUGGACUCCUGAAAAAGUUAAACGAACUGGAAUCUGACCUUACAUUUAAAAUGGGCCCUGAGUAUAAAAGUAUGAAGAGCUGUAUUUACAUUGGCAUGGCACGUGACGACAUAGAUGUUUCUGAACUAGUGGAGACCAUUGCGGUCACAGCCCGAGAAAUUGAGGAAAACUCAAGGCUUCUGGAAAACAUGACAGAAGUGGUUCGGAAAGGAAUUCAGGAAGCUCAGGUUCAACUGCAAAAGGCCAAUGAGGAGCGCCUUCUGGAAGAGGGGGUGUUACGGCAGAUCCCAGUGGUAGGAUCCGUGCUGAAUUGGUUUUCUCCAGUCCAGCCUUCACAGAAGGGAAGAACGUUUAACUUAACAGCAGGCUCUCUGGAGUCCACAGAACACACGUAUGUGUACAAAGUACAAGAUACAGGAGUAACACCGCCUCAGACGCCCUCAGGCACUCGCACUAAACAGAGACUUCCAGGCCAGAAGCCUUUUAAAAGGUCCCUCAGAGGUUCAGAUGCGCUAAGUGAGACCAGCUCAGUCAGCCACAUUGAAGACUUAGAAAAAAUGGAGCACCUGUCCGGUGGGCUGGAACAAGAGGCCCUGGAGGCUAACAGCCCUGAGCAACACCCAGGGGCUCCCACCCCUCACGAAGCUGAUCAGACUGGAGCCUUCCAGAACAGAGCUCAGGGCCCAGAAGAUGACUGCCCACAGAUGAGGAAACCAGGGUCCAGAGAGUUAAGAUUUGCCCAACCUGUAAAUUCUCACCUCUAG